AUGCAGUCAGUAGAUCUAUUACUUACGCCAUACUUCCCCGAAGAUACCGUUCCGGAAGGGAAGCCCCGAAAGGGCUCGCUUCAGAUGAAGCACUCCCGGCAUGAGGUGGCCUCCGUGGACCACUUGAAUGGCAUGGCUUUGAAUAACGCGGCCAUGAUGGUGAACAUAGAUAUGGUGAAGAAACUCCUAACAGGAAAGCCGUCCCCAACGACACUGGAACUGGUAUUCCCACAGGUCAAGAAGCUGGCUGCGAACGAACGAUAUCUCAUUACCGAGGCUUUCUUGGCCGCUGGACUUUCUGGACCCUGUCUAUCCGUUGCUUUGACGGAGGCCAUUGAAGAACAACACCCUAGACGAGACGAUAGGUUUAUUUCCCUUCUUUUACGCUACACUGAAGUCACCCACUCCGAUAACGAUUCUGGGAUUUUGUCCUCCAUUGCCGUGGGGGAUGUGCCACUCUUACGCAAAAUGCUCAAGAGACCACUCACAGCUCAAACGUCCGCGGCGGCUAUGGUCAAAGCCAUGGCGAUCAAUAAUCAAGAAGUUCGGUACACAAUCGUGGAGCUGUUGCUUCAGGCAGGCUCUGGUAGGGAAGGGGACGAAGUAUCCGCGGCGCUGUCGCUGUUGCUAGCUACCCAGCCCCUUGAUGUUCAGCUAUUCUCUCUGCUUCUAAAGCUCAGUAAUGUGGAUGCCAACUUCAAAGACGGCGAGCCUGUCACUCUCGCUGUCCGCGACCCUGAUCCCGCCAUCCUCGAGCUUGUUGUCCAGUACGGAAAGCCGACUCCUGAGACAGUGAAUCGCGGCCUCGAUGAUCUCUCGAAAAUGCCAACCACAGCUGCAAAGGCCGCCAAGAUGUCUCUUCUCCUACGCCAUAACAAACAAAAAGACCACCUGGAUGUUCUUCUCUACAACGAGGUCCAGACCAUCCUUCAAACACCGCUUGAUACCCGCAACUAUGAUGUCGUCGGGACUCUUCUCUCAGCCGGUGCAGACAUCAACGCCCACACCGCCGCCGCAUUUUGCUGCGCCGUAAAGACCUCUAGCACACUACUGACAGACCUAAUGCUGAGCUAUAAGCCAACACCAGACUCCCUAGCAGCGGCCCUUCGGCAUUCGCUUAACAUACUGAUCCCCAGUGACCGUCAAGACUUCACCCGCAAACUCGUCGAAGCCGGAGCCCCGGCUUCAGAAGUGAACAGGGCGCUGAACUACGCUUUACAUGCGCACUCUUCCGACUACCAACUCAUCGAAGUCUUAUCAGCCUACGCCGACUCGACAGAUGGCAAAGCGCUCGGUUUCGCGGUAGAGAAGCAGGAUGCCCAAGCAGUGGAGUUGAUCCUGGCCAAGUCCUCGCGAAAAUAUCCCGCGACGGUCCUCAACACCACUUUCACUCAAGGCGUCAAGCUCAAGGAUCCCGAGAUCUGCGCAUCGCUGCUCAAAAGGGGUGUAUCCGGCUCUGAAAUAUCUGACGCACUCAUCGCAACGUCGUCCGACGGGAACCUACCGCUUGUGAAUCUCUUGAUGAGUCACGGCGCCAAUCUCGAGCACCAAGAAGGCCAAGCGAUAGUCGAAGCCUGCAAGAGCGCCGCCAUCCCUGUCUUGGGCGCGCUUUUACACCCCACGGCUCAAGUCAAGAAACACACUUUGGUCAAAGGGUUCGAGGCAGCUAGCGUCAGCGUCACGGAGCUCAAGGACCGCACGGAGGUCUUUCGCAUCCUUCUGGAAAGAGGAGUCGCCGGCGAGGCCGUGGACAGACAGCUCAUUGCCGCAGGGACGUAUGGCGACGAGGGCGAGCCUCUGGUGCGCUUGUUGCUUGCUUAUGGGGCGGAUCCUGACUUCAACUCUGGCGAAGCCAUUUGGAACGCCACGAGGGGCGCAGCGCUGAAGAGUCUCAAGUUAAUGUUGGGUGUCGAAAAGGCAAACGAGCGGCAGAAGAGGCCAUCGCAAGAUACCUUGCUCAAGUCGCUCAAGGCCAGCCGAAAAUUGAGCCAGGAGGCAAGGUAUCAAGUUACCGAAUGGCUGUUUGCCGCAGGGCUGGAGCCAUCGGAGGAUGUGCAUACUGCGUUGCAUAGGGCUGUGAAGGAGGGCGAGCCUGAUGUUCGCUUGAUUAAGCUUUUGCUGUCGCACGGUGCUUCGCUGUUGAUGAAUGGGUGUGAGACGCUGAUUGAUGCGACUCAGUCAUUUAGGGUUGAUGUGCUGGAGGCUUUGUUGACGGUGGAUAUUCCUGGAAAGGAUGUCUCGUGGACUUUUCAGCAUGCCUUUACUCCAGAGACUGUUGAGACUUGGAUGACGGAACAAGGCUUCCAGGUUGCGCAGAUGUUGCUGGAGAAGAUAGGCGCUGAGGUUGGUGGCGAGCCUUUGUUCCCGGCUUUGAAUGUUGCUGUCGACCUAUACGGGACUGAAAAAGAUGCACUGGCGCGACAGUUCGCGACACUCCUGUUACAGCACGGGGCCAGCGUCACUUGUCAGGAUGGGCUCGUACUGCAGAAGGCGGCUAAGACGGCGGAUUCGGAACUCAUACAGCUGAUUCUGGAUCAGGGUCCAGACUCUCACUCCGUUUCUAUGGCUUUUCCUCAUAUCUUUGACGCAGAUCUUUCAGAGGAUGAGAUUUUGUCAUUGAUUGAGUUUUUCAUUUGCUACAAUAACGAGGGAGAGAGGCUGGAUGUGAUGGUUCCAACUUCUCCGCCGAUCCUACUCCGUGCGCUCGACAAGUAUCCUCGGUCAGAGAAGCUGCUCCAGACGCUUCUGGAUGCGGGUUACUACCACGAUCAGCUCACUACCAUGAGAGUCAUGGAGGAAGGUGAUGAAGAACAGGUGAAUCUGCUACUCUGGGCAUUGAGUCAACCUCAAAAGCGUAUCAGCAGCACUCCCAUAAGUCUCCUUAUCGACAGAGGGGCAAAGGUCAAUUUCGAGACACGAGUGUCGAAACAGACCCCGCUCAUGCUGGCCAUAAAACACCGACGACCAGACCUGGUCAAGGAACUUCUGCUCGCUGGUGCGGAUAUAGAUGUUGCUGAUGCUGGGGAAAACACUCCAAUGUCACUAGCUACUGCGAUCGGGGGUGAACUGAGCACAGAAAUGAUGAGGAUGCUCCUGGCUGCUGGACCCUCUAUGAACGACGGUUCCUUGCAUAACGCCGCAAGGAAGCUCAACCUUGAUGCCGUCAUAAUCCUGAUUGAGAAUGGACACGACCCCGACUUCCCCAGCAUCAUCCACGGCGGCCGUUCCGCGCUGGGAGAACUCUGCCUCAACGCCGCCGAAGCCGGGCCCCUUUCCUCCUCCCAAGAAAAGAAAAUGGAAAAAGUCAUCGCCGAACUAAUCAAACAAGGCAGCGACCUCGCCGUCCCAGACAACGGCGGAAAAUCCAUCCUUCUCCUCGCCCUGCACUCCACCGACCCCCUCCCCAUCACCCGCGCCCUCCUCAAAGCUGGCGUCUGGAAAACCAUCAACAGCCCCGACCACCAAUGGACCGACGGAACAUACACCUACUCCCCCACGCAAUACCUCCUCCGCAUCCUGCCCCCAAACAGCCGCGACCGUUCCGCCCUCCUCGACCUCCUCAAGUCCUACCGCUGUCGAGACGUCUACUACGCCAACGACGGCCCGCAACCCGAGGGCGCCGUGAACCUGCCCCCCGAGCUCCUCCGUGCCGAACGCGAACGCCGCGCCCGCGCCGAGCGCAUUGCCAAGGAGACGGAGGAACACCACAUUGCCAUCGCGCGCACCAAGGAGAUUGCCACGAUGCAAAACAAAAUCUUCCAAGCGCGUGCCGAGCUCGAAGACUCGCGCAUCCGCCGACAGCGGGACGAGGAAAUAGAAGCCGUGCGCAGUCGACAGGCUGUCGAAGAGGAAGGGUUCGCGGCGGAACUCCAGCGCCGGAAAGCGGAGCGUGAAGCGAGCAUGAAACAUGAGCGCCAGUUGCUCGAGGCAGGCCUGACGCGCGCGAGGCUGGUGAGCGAGGCGGAGCUGGAGAUGGAGGAGAGGAAGCAGGGACAGACUAAACAGUGGGAGCAGCAGAGGUUGCAGGCGGCGAAACAGCUGAGUGGGGUUAGGGUGCAGGAACGCAGGGAGAUGGAGAGGAUUGAGGCGGUUAGUGAUGCGCGGAUGGUGAAGCGGUUGGGGGAGCAUAAGAAGUUGGUGGAAAGCCAGGAGAGGUUGGCGAGGAGUCUGAAUGGGGCGGUGCCGAAUGGUGCGAAUGGGAGGAGGACGGUUGGGUACAUCACUGGGGAGCUGGAUUGA
Molecule: messenger RNA, 4239 nt
Organism: Sordaria macrospora k-hell
Lineage: Eukaryota; Fungi; Ascomycota; Sordariomycetes; Sordariales; Sordariaceae
Cellular component (GO): nucleus; cytoplasm
Molecular function (GO): protein binding
Source: RefSeq, a predicted model, not a curated record